This is a messenger RNA of Candidula unifasciata, 558 nucleotides long. The record is from the annotation of a GenBank genome assembly. Lineage: Eukaryota; Metazoa; Mollusca; Gastropoda; Stylommatophora; Geomitridae.
AUGUCGCAGAAAUCAUUUUUCUCUUUGAUCUGCAUCUUAUUGAUAUGCAUAGUCUGCUGUGACGAACACGAUCACAUAUACAAGGAGGGGGAUGAGGUUGUGUUGUGGAUGAACACAGUGGGCCCCUACCACAACCGACAGGAGACCUACAGCUACUUUUCCCUGCCGUUCUGCAGGGGGCAGAAGGCUGGCAUCAGCCAUUACCAUGAGACUCUGGGAGAAGCCUUGCUGGGUGUGGAGUUGGAGUUCAGUGGAAUUGACAUUGAUUUUAAAGGUGAUUUUAGCCACACAGAGUACUGUACAGUUGACUUGGAUGAAGAAAAGUACCAGGCUUUUGUGUAUGCAGUACGGAACCAUUAUUGGUACCAGAUGUACAUCGAUGACCUGCCUAUAUGGGGCAUUGUUGGGGAAAUAGAAGAUGGCGGUGAGGGUUUCUAUAUCUGGACUCACAAGAAAUUUGACAUUGGCUACAAUGGGCCAUACAUAGUCGAUGUCAACCUGACAUCGGAAGCUAAAGUCAAACUGAAACCAGGAAUCAAGAUUCCAUUCUCAUAUGAG